AAGAAGAGCCGAGAACUCCUCUAAACUCCUCUUUGUGGACGCAAAAUUUCCCCUUUGAAAUUCUUUCCUCACCCCAAACCCUUUGUUUUUCACCAGGAAAAGAAUAUGAUUUUGAAUACCCAUUUAUAGGUUUAGUGUUACUUCUCAUUCAAAACCAUGUCUUUGCGAAUAAAAGCGGUGGUCGACAAGUUCGUGCAGGAGCUGAAGGAGGCUUUGGAUGCAGACAUACAAGACAGGAUUAUGAAGGAGAGAGAGAUGCAGAGUUACAUUGAAGAACGUGAACGUGAAGUCGCCGAACGUGAAGCCGCUUGGAAGGCCGAGCUUUCUCGUCGUGAGGCUGAGAUUGCUAGACAAGAAGCAAGGUUGAAGAUGGAGAAAGAAAAUCUGGAGAAAGAGAAAAGUGUCCUUAUGGGAACUGCAUCAAACCAAGAUAACCAAGAUGGAGCUCUUGAGAUUACUGUAAGUGGAGAAAAGUAUCGAUGCCUCAGGUUUGCAAAAGCGAAGAAAUGAGGCUUUACACCAAGGGAGUAGUAACAAGGAUAGAUUUCAUGAUUCUCUGCAACUAUGUAUUUUCUUGAUCUUCAUUGCCCAACUUUCUAUUCAUUCAAAUGCAUAAAUAUGUAAAUUUAUGUAUGCAAUUCAAUUAUAGUAGAAUUGAUGAUGUCCUUGGGUACAAAUUGAUUCAAUCAAGAAAGAAGGCAUGUAUGAUUAAUGAAAUUGAAUGGAGUAUUAUGAUCCAUCUUUUAAUUGUCUAA
Molecule: messenger RNA, 755 nt
Organism: Mangifera indica (mango)
Lineage: Eukaryota; Viridiplantae; Streptophyta; Magnoliopsida; Sapindales; Anacardiaceae
Exons: 2
Coding region: 157-510 (117 amino acids)
Source: RefSeq, a predicted model, not a curated record